Messenger RNA from Neopelma chrysocephalum (saffron-crested tyrant-manakin), 1068 nucleotides. RefSeq names its product family with sequence similarity 237 member A (gene FAM237A). The transcript is spliced from 2 exons. Bases 320 to 877 code for a protein of 185 amino acids. Lineage: Eukaryota; Metazoa; Chordata; Aves; Passeriformes; Pipridae. The record is from RefSeq and is a predicted model, not a curated record.
AUCUGUAAAAAGGAAUGGAUUUUUACUGAAAAAGUAGGGAUCUGUAAAUCAAGAAAGGUAAAAAACUUUCAACGUGAAGAAGUUCCAAAUAAGAGUUCAUCAUACAGAUUUGAAGAUGAUUAGCAAAUUUUUACACGUGCUUCUGCUGCACACAGUAUUGCAACUCCUCUAGUGUCUAUAUUCACAUAUGUAAAAAAGCAUACACACGUCUUUAAGGAGCAGAGAAACAAUUAACAUUUGAGUGCCUUCUAUAUGAUUCUGCAUCUAAAAGCGAGAAAAUUUUCAGCUUCUUUUGGUUUUCUUAUAUUUUAGUGACACAAUGGACCUUGGGAGCAGAGGAAGAAUCCACUGUAACAUGAGACUCACCAGCUCUCUGCUAAUCAUGGCAGCAUUCUGCAUGACACCUUUCCUCUGCCAUAGUCAAACUGAUCCACUAGCUCUUGGGUGGGCAGACCCCCAAUGUUGGGAAUCCUCCUCAGCUGUCUUACUGGAGAUGAGGAAGCCUCGCAUUUCUGAUUCUGUUAGUGGCUUUUGGGACUUCAUGAUUUUUCUGAAAUCAUCAGAGAACUUGAAACAUGGGGCUUUGUUCUGGGACCUGGCUCAGCUCUUCUGGGAUAUCUAUGUGGACUGUGUGCUCUCCAGAACCCAUGGCCUAGGGAGAAGGCAGCUAGCAGAAGCUGAGCAGAAGAUUGCUACUCUACAUUCUCAGUUCACAGGGAGAAACCAAGGGAUAUUUUCUCAUAUUCAGAGGUCGCCAAUUCUGAAGAAGAGAGACUCAUUUGAAGAUUUAAUAAGUAUCCACAUGCAUAAGAGCAGACCUACAUUACUUCGAAGAGUCAUUGGAGAGCUAGGAAAAAAGAGGAAAUCACAUUUUUAGUUCAAGAUCUUGACUUGUAGAUAUUUUUUAAUUACUUCUCUUUAUUUUUUGCAUUCUAAUCCUCACUGAUGUCAAUUUACAUGUAGAAAAAGGCCUAUAAGCAUGGACACCAUAUCUCUGAUUAACUUGGACUUAUGGUUUUUUAAAUUAUCUAUUAAUUUCAUCUCCUUAAUAAACUGCAUGAUUUAUAA